This is a messenger RNA of Lasiodiplodia theobromae, 4851 nucleotides long. Its product is annotated as Family transcriptional regulator. The transcript has a single exon. The record is from RefSeq and is a predicted model, not a curated record. Lineage: Eukaryota; Fungi; Ascomycota; Dothideomycetes; Botryosphaeriales; Botryosphaeriaceae. Bases 1 to 4851 code for a protein of 1616 amino acids.
AUGAUCUUGCUGGAGGAGCCUGGCAGCAGAGCGGAGUCGACCAAGUCUGCUGCCGUUCAACCACCAUUGCCCCCGCCUCCGCCGUCGCAGUUCCCGAAGGAUUUGUUUGCUAGUGAGAAGCACGACAACGUUGAAGCGAAGGGUGAAGAGAAGGAAAAGGAAGUUGCUGAAGAGCAAGGGGAGGAAAAGGAGAAAAAGGAGGAAAAGGCGACGGAGGAUGUGGGGGAGAAGCAGGGAAGCGAGACGGGAAAGGAGGCCAAGGAAAAGAUGGUGAACACCAGGCUGAGCGAGGAUGUGGACAAUCACAUCCGAGGCAGCGAGGGCGAGAAACCAGCCAUGGCAAAGGACGAAAACGCGUCAGUGGACGCCGUCGAUUUCGGGGCCGACCCGGGACAGCGGGCGGACCGGCCCUCGUCGGCGGAAACGGAAUCGCAACCAGCUGCCGCAUCCGUCGUAGCGCUGUCGCAAGCAGCGACCGAAGUUGUUGCUGCGCCUCGACAAAGCCAAGAAGCAGACAGCAAGAAGGAAGGCCGCGUCGCCGAGAUGAACAUCAGCAGGCCCAUCAGCCGGCAGAUCUCGGCCGUCAACUCGCCGGCCGGCAGCAGGCCGGUGAGCAGCGUCGGCAGCGCGUCCGCCGGCCAGUUCGUCGCGCCUGAAGAAUGGGAAACCCUACCCGACCCCGCGUCGCCCGUGAGCCGCGCCUUCACCCAGUCGCCCAUCUCCCGCAUCGGCACGCCCGGCCACCGCUCGUUUGCCGAGCGCGCCCAGUCGCCCAUCCCGCGCUCCGUCACGCCCGGCACCAUUGCCAUGCCCACGGCGCAGUACCCCGCCGCCGACUUCGGGAGGAGCGGCAGCCAGAAGGGCGGCAAGUGGGAGCGUCUGGGCGUUUUGCCCAGCCCCAACAUCGAGCCGCUGUCGUGGUUGGAUGAGAAGGAAAAGAGAAGGAGCUUGGCUGCAGAGCAACGGAUGGAGCGGGUCAUUGAGAGCGUUGUGCGCAACAGCACCCCCGUUAGCGUGCGCAGCAAGGGCAGCGCCGGCAGCAUGGGCCGGUUUGUGACUAGUGGCGAAGAAGAGGUGCAGGCCAGGCCUUCUGCCGAAGGAGACGAGGAUGGAGCAGCCAAAUCGUCCAGGCAAUCCUUUGCGCAGCGUGCCAAUGCUGGUGCUUCUUCGUCUCGGCAGUCUGUUCGCACGAGGAAUUCGAGGGGCUCGAUCGCCUCGUUGCUGCCGAUUCCACUAGACGAGAUGGCGAGAAAGGAUCUCACGCUCGAGGACCACGAGUUGGACAGGCCAAAGUUCGACGUUUCGCCCAUCGAGCUGGAUGAUACGGAAGCGGAAGCGCGCGAUGAGCAGCUUAAGGCGGCUACUCCUCAGCGACAAAACGGGCAAGGUGAAGAGUCUUACGCAGCUCCUGAUGCACAUGUUGGUGCUCAGAAGUCGCCUUCUCGCGCAUCCAGUAGCCAUUACGGUGCGGCAGAUUCUGGAGAGCCCAUUGAAGGACCUCCGCGUCUUGCGUCUCCUCUCCAGGAUAUUAGUGCUGCAGCUGCAGCCGAUGCUCCUAGACAAGGAGGGCAAGAGGACAAUUCGCGUAAAUAUCAAGUCAGCCCUGUCAAUCCUGAGUUUGAUGCCCAGCCGCGUCCGAGACCGGCAAACAGGGAGUUGGAGCAGGCCCCACGUCCGUUUUCGUACAUGGAAGGCCAGAGCACACAAGAGGAGAGUCUACAACAAGGUUACACAGGACCACGCCACGGCCAGCAUGCACCACCGCAGCACGGCCCGAACGUUCCUUUGGAUGCUGGCAUGCAGCGCGGUACGCCGUAUGCCAGACGCGGUCCUUACAGUUGGCAGCCGGGCCCGUACCCACCGCACCAGCAGCACCCUCCGCCUCGUCAAGGCUACCAGCCCCCGCCGUCUGCUCCUCCAGGGCUUGAGGGACGCCGCCAGUCCUUGCUUCUUCAAGGCGAUGGUAACGACAACUUCACCCGCCAGGAUUUCGACCCGCGCUCCUACUCGUCCGAGUUCCAGCUGCCAGGCGUUGGGCCGCCCGAUCACUCCGAGAACUCAGAACUGCGGCAGAAGAGGAGGUCCAUUCUGGGGAACAUCGGUGGUGGCUCGAACAAUAGGACGUCGCCUGCAGGCUCAAAUCCGAACACGCCAUCUUCCAAGUCGACCGAACGCGUCAACGAGCGCAUCAACCCGCAGCAUGUCGAUCAGCAAGCAAUGCUGCACCGUACAUUCUCCUACCAGUCCAGCGUCGAUGAGUCGCAAUUGAAGCUCGCACCUGCAUCCGGUGGUAGCAAGAAGGUGAAGGAGACGGAUGGCCAGAAGCAGAAGCGGCAGAAAUCGGGUAUCUUCUCUCCGUUCAAGCGGAGUAACUCCAGCGAUCCCGCCAGGCCAAUCCCGCCACCCGAGGCUGACCGAGCCAGCCCGUCCGUCGCGCCUAGCCAGUCGAAGAAUGGCCGGAAGGUGCUGCAGCGUAACGCUAGCUCUGGUCGCUUGCCGACGCAGGCCAUGGCGGUGGCUGAGACGGACAAGAAAGAGAAGAAGAAGCGGACUUCGUUAUUCGGUAGUAUAUUCGGUCGGUCCUCAUCCGCCCCCUCUGCGGCGCGCGUGAAGGAGGACAAGAAGAAGCUUCGCGGCAGCGAGAGCAAAGGCAAAUUGUCGAAGCUGAGGAAGGUUGAUAACGCCAGCAGCCACAACCUCUCUGCUGCCCAGCAGCCCCAGGGGGCAAUCACUGAGGCUAGAGAUGCGGCUUACGCGCCCGUCCCGCAGCCUCCGAUGCUGGGCGGCUACCGUGACCUGAGGGAGACAGCAGCUGCGAAUGAGGAUGCUAUGGAAGAACAACAGUCUCUGCAAAACGAGUUCUACGCAUCUUCUGCCGAGCAACAGGCCCCUCCUCCGACAAGCACUGCUGGACCCGGCUACUAUCCGCCUGGUCCUCUUCCUACCACUCAGCCUAUGGGCUACCCUGGCCCUACUUCUGCUCCUGGCUUUGCACCUUAUCGCCAUUCGCCCCCCGCAACUCGUACCCGUUACUACCAGCAGCAGCAGCAGCAGCAGCCCCCUCAGCGUGCUCUCUCGCAUGAUCGUGCCUUGUGGCCCAAUGGCGUUCCCCCGUCGUCGAUGCCGCCACAACCCCGUCGCUUCUCGGAGCAGAUGCUGCAGCAGUAUCCGCCGGCACCAAGUCGUCCUUACCAGACCCCUCCGCCACCGCAGCAGUACAGCCGCCAUCCCAGCCAGAGCAGCGAUUACGGUGCAGCCCUUUCGCCGCAGAUCUCGGCGAUGACGCCGCCGCAGCCUGGAGAGUAUCCUCCUCCGCAGCAGAGGCACCCGAGUAGCGGCGAGGAAAUGAUCGUCAGCCCCAUCACGUCGAGGUCGUCGUCCAGUGGUCCUGGAGGCUAUUUCGGACGGGUCAGUCCAGAGAUGGAAAGGAGGAAUGGCCCGGGGAACGUAUUUGAGAGGCAGAGGUUGUGGCACCAGCAACAGCAGCAGCAGCAGCAGCAACAGAUGCAAGGGUCGCCUAGCAGGCAGAGGGUAAUGGGGAGGAUCCAGGAACAAGUCCCGGUGGCGCCGUAUCAGCAGCAGCCGCCGCCGCCGCAACAGCAACCGUGGGGCCACCCCCCUUACCAACAGCAGCAGCGGCCCUACGAGCUCAGUCUACCCGGCACCACCACCGACUCUACCGACUCGGGAGAAGACGACGAUCGUAGUGCUGCCGCCGCCGCCGGGAACCCGGGGAAGAACGUCGUCAACGCGUGGUCGCCGCCGCCCCCUCCGUCGUCGUACCCAGUCAGCGGUGGUCCUGCCGCUGCAGCCGCUGCCGCGUAUAGAGAGGUUCUUCCGCGCGGCUACGCGCCCAUCACCACUGCCGCUACCGCCGCCGCCGCCACCGCUGCUAUCAGCGGCGGCACGUCGCCCAUCGCCACGCGCGUCGAGCCGCGGUGGAAGGAGAUCUCGCCCGAAGAAGCGGAGACGGAGCUCGAGCGCCUGCGCGAGCGCCAGGCACAGGAGCGGCUGCUGGCCCAGGAACGGGAGCGCGAGCGUGAGCGCGAACGUGAACGUGAACGUGAACGUGAACGCGAACGCGAACGCGAACGCGAAUUGGAACUGGAGCGCGAACUCGAGCAGAAGCAGCUGCGCAACGUCCACCCGGUCUUCCGCCACAGCCCCAAGCCGAGUUUGAGCGGCAGCAUCGUCCCGGUCGGUGGUGGCAGUAGCGGUGGAAGCAGUCCUCAGGUCAACAAGGUGCCUUCGACAGGCAAUUCGCCCAGGCCCCCGCCCGGCUUCGAGGGCGUCGCGGCGCCGCAUCAUCAACAGCAUCAGCACCAGCACCAGCACCAGCACCAACAUCACCCUCCUCAUCCGCAGAGGUACUCUGGUGGUCCGGUCGUGACGGCCGCCGGCGGCUUGCAGAUGGAUCCGGCGUAUGCGAAGGAGUACGGCAUCCCCACUGGACCGCCGCCGCCCCAUCCUAGUGGAGCUACCGGGCUUGAGCAACAUCAGCAGCCUGGUGGCGAUCAUGCUGUCCACAAGGUUCCUGGCGGCGACAGCGACGAUGACGAUGACGACGAAGAUCUCUACGCCGAGCCGACGUAUCAGCUCCGCAGCAGGGAGUCCGGCCAGCAGGGCGCGCAGGCGCUGGAGCGCGCGCAGCGCGAAGCUGGCUCUUCGCCGCCGCCGCCGAUGUCGACGGUGCCGGCGGAGAGGAAGGAGGAGGGCGUGAGCGAGAGGGAGAGGGAGAGGGAGACGAGGGACGGAAAUGACAGGGACGACGCGGAUGAGCCGGUCGUUAUGCAGGCUGCUAGCUACCCCGGUAUGGAAUGGACACCGAGGUGGGAUGGGACGAUUGAGUGA